Molecule: messenger RNA, 7348 nt
Organism: Polyodon spathula (Mississippi paddlefish)
Lineage: Eukaryota; Metazoa; Chordata; Actinopteri; Acipenseriformes; Polyodontidae
Product: multiple epidermal growth factor-like domains protein 6
Exons: 39
Coding region: 156-6764 (2202 amino acids)
Cellular component (GO): extracellular region
Source: RefSeq, a predicted model, not a curated record
UGGAUGAAUUACAGUGGUUUGGUGCUGGGAAACAGAAGAAGGAGCUGAAAUUUGAGGAAUCCCAUUAUAUAAUGAGCAUUUAAAGGAGGGAGAUUGCAACACGCCCAUUGCCAAGCUCCACUUGUUUCAGUAGCAGUCCACCUGUGAACUUCUACAUGAUGUUGAAGGUUGUGUUUCUGUCUGUCCUGGCCCUGGCCUCAGCACUCCAGUGCCCUGAUGGAGGGAUGUGCUCGGGUGACAAUACCUGCUGCAAGAUCCCCGGUGGUGGAUACAGCUGCUGCCCGCUCCCAAGUGAUAUCCGUUCAUUCCCCAUGAUUCAGGCAGGCUCUCUGAAUGACAUUUCUGGAACUGUGUGCCCAGACAACUCUCCCUGCCCCUCUGAGUACUCAUGUCUGCUCACCCCCACUGGAGUGUAUGGCUGUUGCCCCUUUCCUCAGGGGCUGUCAUGUGCUGAUGGGAAACGCUGUUGUCCAGAUGGCUAUAAAUGCAGUGAUGAUGGAAGUUCCUGCACUCGACAUACAGAGGUCUCAGUUGUUGGUGCGGUGAUUUGUCCGGAUCAGGAGUCGGAGUGUCCCGACGAAACUACCUGCUGUGAGCUGCCAGAUGGAUCCUGGGGCUGCUGUCCUAUGGUGAAUGCUGUGUGUUGUGAUGAUAAAUUGCACUGCUGUCCUGAAGGCACCAGGUGUGACACUGCCCACUCCAAGUGUCUGUCACAUGAGAGUGAGACCCCCAUGUGGGGCAAAUUGCUUGCGAGAAAGAGGGCAGCUUGGGAAAACGAUAAAGUGCCGAAGGUAGAAUCUGUUGUUUGUCCGGAUGGGAAGAGCCAAUGCCAAGAUGGUGCCACCUGCUGUCUAAUGCAAAGCGGCAAGUAUGGCUGCUGCCCAUUACCCAAUGCUGUAUGCUGUACAGACCAUGAGCACUGCUGUCCUGCCGCCAGCACGUGUGACCUGGAACAUGACACUUGUACGUCUGCAAGCGGGGAAACUCAGCUGCUUAAAAAGAUCCCAGCAGUCAUAAGAGAUGUGAUUUGUCCAGAUAUGCAGACCAAAUGCCCCAGUGAGACAACCUGCUGCGAACUACCAUCGGGAAGUUAUGGCUGCUGCCCUAUGCCUCAAGCUGUUUGCUGUGAUGACCACGAGCAUUGCUGUCCAGAGGGCACCACCUGUGACCUUGCAGCUGGCACCUGUGACAAGGGUGGAUUCUCAGUGCCCUGGCUGGAGAAGGUGCCAGCCCUCAUGAGCGAGCCCAACGAAGAGAAGUGCGACGACCAGAAAAGCUGCCCUGACGGGAACACCUGCUGUAAACUGAGCACUGGAGAGUGGGCCUGCUGUCCACUGCCGCAUGCUGUGUGCUGUAACGACGAGUACUGCUGUCCCGAGGGAACCACGUGUGAUACCGCACACAGCACGUGUUUGUCUGCAGAGGGGGAAACCACAAUGAGGAAGAAGUUUCUGGCUAUCAGGAAAAACUCCAACACUAAAGCAAGUGAUGUGCAAUGUGAUGACACAACAGCAUGUCCUGAUGGAAGCACCUGCUGCAAGACAGCUACUGGAAGCUGGGCAUGCUGUCCUUUAGUUAAGGCUGUUUGCUGUGAAGACCACGAGCAUUGCUGUCCAGAGGGCACCACCUGUGACCUUGCAGCUGGCACCUGUGACAAGGGUGGAUUCUCAGUGCCCUGGCUGGAGAAGGUGCCAGCCCUCAUGAGCGAGCCCAACGAAGAGAAGUGCGACGACCAGAAAAGCUGCCCUGACGGGAACACCUGCUGUAAACUGAGCACUGGAGAGUGGGCCUGCUGUCCACUGCCGCAUGCUGUGUGCUGUAACGACGAGUACUGCUGUCCCGAGGGAACCACGUGUGAUACCGCACACAGCACGUGUUUGUCUGCAGAGGGGGAAACCGUGAUGAGGAAGAAGUUUCCGGCUAUCAGGAAAAACUCCAACAAUGGGAAGAUGCUUGUGCUUGUGAAGGGGACGGUCGAGAGAGUCAAGUGUGAUGACACCAAAUCCUGUCCUGACGGCAACACCUGCUGCAAGAACAAGCACGGGGGCUGGGGGUGCUGCAGCUUUCCCAAGGCUGUUUGCUGUGAUGACCACGAGCAUUGCUGUCCAGAGGGCACCACCUGUGACCUUGCCGCUGGCACCUGUGAUCAAGGUGGAUUCUCUGUGCCCUGGCUGGAGAAGGUGCCAGCCCUCAUGAGCGAGCCCAACGAAGAGAAGUGCGACGACCAGAAAAGCUGCCCUGACGGGAACACCUGCUGUAAACUGAGCACUGGAGAGUGGGCCUGCUGUCCACUGCCGCAUGCUGUGUGCUGUAACGACGAGUACUGCUGUCCCGAGGGAACCACGUGUGAUACCGCACACAGCACGUGUUUGUCUGCAGAGGGGGAAACCGUGAUGAGGAAGAAGUUUCCGGCUAUCGGGAAAAACUCCAACACUAAAGCAAGUGAUGUGCAAUGUGAUGACACAACAGCAUGUCCUGAUGGAAGCACCUGCUGCAAGACAGCUACUGGAAGCUGGGCAUGCUGUCCUUUAGUUAAGGCUGUUUGCUGUGAAGACCACGAGCAUUGCUGUCCAGAGGGCACCACCUGUGACCUUGCAGCUGGCACCUGUGACAAGGGUGGAUUCUCAGUGCCCUGGCUGGAGAAGGUGCCAGCCCUCAUGAGCGAGCCCAACGAAGAGAAGUGCGACGACCAGAAAAGCUGCCCUGACGGGAACACCUGCUGUAAACUGAGCACUGGAGAGUGGGCCUGCUGUCCACUGCCGCAUGCUGUGUGCUGUAACGACGAGUACUGCUGUCCCGAGGGAACCACGUGUGAUACCGCACACAGCACGUGUUUGUCUGCAGAGGGGGAAACCGUGAUGAGGAAGAAGUUUCCGGCUAUCGGGAAAAACUCCAACAGUGGGAAGAUGCUUAUGCUUGUGAAGGGGACGGUCGAGAGAGUCAAGUGUGAUGACACCAAAUCCUGUCCUGACGGCAACACCUGCUGCAAGAACAAGCACGGGGGCUGGGGGUGCUGCAGCUUUCCCAAGGCUGUUUGCUGUGAUGACCACGAGCAUUGCUGUCCAGAGGGCACCACCUGUGACCUUGCCGCUGGCACCUGUGAUCAAGGUGGAUUCUCUGUGCCCUGGCUGGAGAAGGUGCCAGCCCUCAUGAGCGAGCCCAACGAAGAGAAGUGCGACGACCAGAAAAGCUGCCCUGACGGGAACACCUGCUGUAAACUGAGCACUGGAGAGUGGGCCUGCUGUCCACUGCCGCAUGCUGUGUGCUGUAACGACGAGUACUGCUGUCCCGAGGGAACCACGUGUGAUACCGCACACAGCACGUGUUUGUCUGCAGAGGGGGAAACCACGAUGAGGAAGAAGUUUCUGGCUAUCAGGAAAAACUCCAACACUAAAGCAAGUGAUGUGCAAUGUGAUGACACAACAGCAUGUCCUGAUGGAAGCACCUGCUGCAAGACAGCUACUGGAAGCUGGGCAUGCUGUCCUUUAGUUAAGGCUGUUUGCUGUGAAGACCACGAGCAUUGCUGUCCAGAGGGCACCACCUGUGACCUUGCAGCUGGCACCUGUGACAAGGGUGGAUUCUCAGUGCCCUGGCUGGAGAAGGUGCCAGCCCUCAUGAGCGAGCCCAACGAAGAGAAGUGCGACGACCAGAAAAGCUGCCCUGACGGGAACACCUGCUGUAAACUGAGCACUGGAGAGUGGGCCUGCUGUCCACUGCCGCAUGCUGUGUGCUGUAACGACGAGUACUGCUGUCCCGAGGGAACCACGUGUGAUACCGCACACAGCACGUGUUUGUCUGCAGAGGGGGAAACCGUGAUGAGGAAGAAGUUUCUGGCUAUCAGGAAAAACUCCAACACUAAAGCAAGUGAUGUGCAAUGUGAUGACACAACAGCAUGUCCUGAUGGAAGCACCUGCUGCAAGACAGCUACUGGAAGCUGGGCAUGCUGUCCUUUAGUUAAGGCUGUUUGCUGUGAAGACCACGAGCAUUGCUGUCCAGAGGGCACCACCUGUGACCUUGCAGCUGGCACCUGUGACAAGGGUGGAUUCUCAGUGCCCUGGCUGGAGAAGGUGCCAGCCCUCAUGAGCGAGCCCAACGAAGAGAAGUGCGACGACCAGAAAAGCUGCCCUGACGGGAACACCUGCUGUAAACUGAGCACUGGAGAGUGGGCUUGCUGUCCACUGCCGCAUGCUGUGUGCUGUAACGACGAGUACUGCUGUCCCGAGGGAACCACGUGUGAUACCGCACACAGCACGUGUUUGUCUGCAGAGGGGGAAACCGUGAUGAGGAAGAAGUUUCCGGCUAUCAGGAAAAACUCCAACAAUGGGAAGAUGCUUGUGCUUGUGAAGGGGACGGUCGAGAGAGUCAAGUGUGAUGACACCAAAUCCUGUCCUGACGGCAACACCUGCUGCAAGAACAAGCACGGGGGCUGGGGGUGCUGCAGCUUUCCCAAGGCUGUUUGCUGUGAUGACCACGAGCAUUGCUGUCCAGAGGGCACCACCUGUGACCUUGCCGCUGGCACCUGUGAUCAAGGUGGAUUCUCUGUGCCCUGGCUGGAGAAGGUGCCAGCCCUCAUGAGCGAGCCCAACGAAGAGAAGUGCGACGACCAGAAAAGCUGCCCUGACGGGAACACCUGCUGUAAACUGAGCACUGGAGAGUGGGCCUGCUGUCCACUGCCGCAUGCUGUGUGCUGUAACGACGAGUACUGCUGUCCCGAGGGAACCACGUGUGAUACCGCACACAGCACGUGUUUGUCUGCAGAGGGGGAAACCACAAUGAGGAAGAAGUUUCUGGCUAUCAGGAAAAACUCCAACACUAAAGCAAGUGAUGUGCAAUGUGAUGACACAACAGCAUGUCCUGAUGGAAGCACCUGCUGCAAGACAGCUACUGGAAGCUGGGCAUGCUGUCCUUUAGUUAAGGCUGUUUGCUGUGAAGACCACGAGCAUUGCUGUCCAGAGGGCACCACCUGUGACCUUGCAGCUGGCACCUGUGACAAGGGUGGAUUCUCAGUGCCCUGGCUGGAGAAGGUGCCAGCCCUCAUGAGCGAGCCCAACGAAGAGAAGUGCGAUGACCAGAAAAGCUGCCCUGACGGGAACACCUGCUGUAAACUGAGCACUGGAGAGUGGGCCUGCUGUCCACUGCCGCAUGCUGUGUGCUGUAACGACGAGUACUGCUGUCCCGAGGGAACCACGUGUGAUACCGCACACAGCACGUGUUUGUCUGCAGAGGGGGAAACCGUGAUGAGGAAGAAGUUUCCGGCUAUCGGGAAAAACUCCAACAGUGGGAAGAUGCUUAUGCUUGUGAAGGGGACGGUCGAGAGAGUCAAGUGUGAUGACACCAAAUCCUGUCCUGACGGCAACACCUGCUGCAAGAACAAGCACGGGGGCUGGGGGUGCUGCAGCUUUCCCAAGGCUGUUUGCUGUGAUGACCACGAGCAUUGCUGUCCAGAGGGCACCACCUGUGACCUUGCCGCUGGCACCUGUGAUCAAGGUGGAUUCUCAGUGCCCUGGCUGGAGAAGGUGCCAGCCCUCAUGAGCGAGCCCAACGAAGAGAAGUGCGACGACCAGAAAAGCUGCCCUGACGGGAACACCUGCUGUAAACUGAGCACUGGAGAGUGGGCCUGCUGUCCACUGCCGCAUGCUGUGUGCUGUAACGACGAGUACUGCUGUCCCGAGGGAACCACGUGUGAUACCGCACACAGCACGUGUUUGUCUGCAGAGGGGGAAACCGUGAUGAGGAAGAAGUUUCCGGCUAUCAGGAAAAACUCCAACAAUGGGAAGAUGCUUGUGCUUGUGAAGGGGACGGUCGAGAGAGUCAAGUGUGAUGACACCAAAUCCUGUCCUGACGGCAACACCUGCUGCAAGAACAAGCACGGGGGCUGGGGGUGCUGCAGCUUUCCCAAGGCUGUUUGCUGUGAUGACCACGAGCAUUGCUGUCCAGAGGGCACCACCUGUGACCUUGCCGCUGGCACCUGUGAUCAAGGUGGAUUCUCUGUGCCCUGGCUGGAGAAGGUGCCAGCCCUCAUGAGCGAGCCCAACGAAGAGAAGUGCGACGACCAGACCAGCUGCCCCGACGGGACUACUUGCUGUAAAUUGAGCACUGGUGACUGGGCCUGCUGUCCACUGAUGCAUGCUGUGUGCUGCAAUGAUCACGAACACUGUUGUCCUAAAGGGUACAAGUGUGAUGUUGAGCAGCAGACCUGCGUCAAGCAAGGCCUGAGCAUCCCCUGGGUGGCAAAGAAACCUCCCAUGAAGAGGCUGCUGUCUGCAGCUGGAGCCCACACAGACAAGAACAUGUGUGACAAGCACACCUGCCCCAAGGAAAUGACAUGCUUCAAGAUGAGAACAGAGAAGUGGGGCUGCUGUCCUCUACCAAACGCGGUGUUCUGUAAUGAUCAGGAGCACUGUUGUCCCCAGGGUUACCAGUGCAACAUACAGACCAGCACCUGUGAGAGACAGAGCCCGGUCCUCCCCUGGGUCUUUCAGAAAGCCCCUCUCUAUAGCAUCUCUGCUGCCUCCCCUGACUCCAGAGGCAAUGAAAAAUGUGAUGAUCAGCACAACUGCUCAGGUCAGCAAACCUGCUGCAAGACUACUGCUGGAACCUGGGGCUGCUGCCCCUACAGCCAGGGUGUCUGCUGUGAUGAUCGUCAGCACUGCUGUCCAAAUCGCUACACUUGUGACAAGUCUGGUGCAAAGUGUGUUCGGAGCAACGGCCUAAGCUGGGAUGUGCUUUUCUCUGAAAAAAGAAGGGCGUUUAACACCUUGUAGUGCUCCCUUCUUGCAACGUUGCAGCCGUGAGCCAUGCACUCCACAUCCCUCCAAAUUAGCGGCCUACAGAAAAAAGCACUGUAAAUUACAAUUGGAUUUUUAAUGUGAAAAUUCACUUUUUUUUUUUUUACUGUUGUGAUUGAAUGGGGAUAUUGGAACCAAUCGUUCAUGGUUGGCUUUUUGUUGGCUUGUUCUGUUAGCAAAGCUGUGUGUAGGUUUAGUGUAUUAAAUAGUCACCCUUUUUCCAGAAAUGCAGCUUUCCACUUUUAAUUGGAUAAUUUCAUUCUGUUUGUCUGCCUAGCAGCGUACAGCUGUGCCAUUUAAACAUACAACCCUAUACACAAAACUAAAUUGGCUAUUUGAAGUAUGCUCUGUUUUUAACCAUGCUUUGUGAAUACUAAGAUUUUACUUUCAGGUGUACAAAUACUUUGAAUUGUUCUCGCUAUAUGUUUAAUUUCAGGGGCUUCCCUGUGUUACGUACCUCAGAAUAACCCAAAGCUUUCCUGUGGAUGCUGAUGCCUCUAAGCAUUUAAUCCUAAUAAACUGCAUUUUUUAUUAAAAAAAAAAUAAAUGAUUAAAAUAGA